AGUUUACGGUUUUGUAACAUUUUAUAAUGUCUUCAUUGUGUUGUGGUAAUUUAUACGAGACUGCUCAGUCUGCGUUGGCCAAAAACGAUUUAAAAUGCCUUAAUGAGCUUUAUUCUCGUUUAUUGGUCGACGUUCGACCUAUGUUUACUAACGAGCAGCUGUUAGAUAGAAUUUAUGACCCCGACCAUACUCUGUGUCGAAAUUUUGGAGCUGAAAUAUAUGUGCCAAAGCACGCUCAUGACGGAAAGACUUGUACUGCAAUAAGGACACUUAAAAACUAUCAGCGAAGUACCAUGGUUGGGGAACGCUUAAAUGGUUUGGCCUUGAUGCAAAUUCAUCAGGAAAUUGUACCAGAUAUUGGUGUGUAGGCGAACUUCUGGCGCCAUAACCAGUCUGCUUAAUUCGGCUCUCACAGGGCUGUCCAUGCCGGAUCACGAUUUUUUGUUUUGCGUUAAAGUGUUCCUAGGCAUGCUGAUGAGCCCUGAUAUGGGGCGAAACAGUCUUGUGUGCAUUCAAUAUUCUGAAUAGUGAAAAUCAACGACCUUGUGAUAUGUAAGUAUAAAUAUACAAUGUUUUUAUGUAUUUAUACGAUUGAGAUCUACAAGAUUCUGCAUAGCUGAAUGAUUAGACUGUUUGAUUUAAACAAUUUAUCGAAAGCAUAAAUAGUGUAGUAUGUUUUGCAAAGUAUGACGUCAUAGGUUUAGCACUGAAUGACGUCAUAAUGUUUUGCCUAUGGUAUCCAAAAUCCUAGAUCC
Molecule: messenger RNA, 755 nt
Organism: Xenia sp. Carnegie-2017
Lineage: Eukaryota; Metazoa; Cnidaria; Anthozoa; Malacalcyonacea; Xeniidae
Exons: 3
Coding region: 27-368 (113 amino acids)
Source: RefSeq, a predicted model, not a curated record